Messenger RNA from Colletotrichum phormii, 1482 nucleotides. RefSeq lists its product as uncharacterized. The transcript has 3 exons. NCBI's taxonomy places the organism in Eukaryota, Fungi, Ascomycota, Sordariomycetes, Glomerellales, Glomerellaceae. Gene Ontology annotation, molecular function: electron-transferring-flavoprotein dehydrogenase activity; flavin adenine dinucleotide binding. The record is from RefSeq and is a predicted model, not a curated record. The coding region runs from base 255 to 1370 and encodes 371 amino acids. Gene Ontology annotation, cellular component: cytoplasm.
GGCUUCGAUCUAUCCCGGGCCCGAGCAUGCUAUGAGGGGGAAUAAAAACCAGACCUCUCGCAGCUCUGGUUGGGAGGUGUUUGCUGAUCUGAAGAUAUCCAGGAACUCCCUGAGAGCCCAUAAAUCGACAGUACUUUGACCUUCAGACUAAUACCCUCACUUAGCUUCGUCAAGACGAGUUGUUCGCGCAUUUCUCAUCGACACCGAGAAGAACAGAGUCAUCAAAGCUUGAAUUCACGCAAGAGACAGACAAUAUGGUCAAGACAGUCGUCGUGCUCGGCGCCGCAUACGGCGGCCUGGCCGUGGCUCAUCGCCUGCUCAAGUACACACGCCAGACAGAGCCGGACCUCAGAGUGAUCUUGGUUUCAAAGACAACUCACUUCUACUGGAACAUGGGCUCCGUCCGCGCAAUCGUCCCAGGCAUCGUCCAAGACGACCAAAUCUUCCAACCCAUCGAGCCCGGCUUCGCAUCCUACCCAAAAGAAUCCUUCGAAUUCGUCCUCGGCACCGCAACGGGCCUCGACGUAGGACGUAAAUCGGCCCUCGUAUCAACCGCCUCGGGCCCCAGGUCCCUACCGUACGACUACCUCGUCCUCGCCACCGGCGCCCGCGCCGCGUCCCCCGACAUGCCGUGGAAAUCAUCCUCCUCCCACGAAGAAACCCUCCGCCUCCUCCACGCGACAGCCGACAAAGUGAAAUCCGCAAAGCACAUCGUCGUCGCGGGCGCGGGUCCGACAGGCGUAGAAGUCGCUGCCGAGAUCCGCUUCGAGUUCAAGGAUAAAGAGGUCCACCUCCUCGCCGCCGAAGACGAGAUCCUCGCGGGUGAUUCCAUCGCCAAGCCCGUCGAGAACGAGAUUACGAAGCUGGGAGUGCAGGUCCGGAAGCACGCGCGCGUUGCGAAUUCGCGGCCCUUGCCGGACGGUAAGACGGAGGUCAAGCUUAUGAGCGGGAAGGUUAUCCGGACGGAUUUGUAUCUGCCGACCAUGGGCCUUGUGCCGAAUACGGAGUACCUUGACGCCGGGAUGCUGAACGAGCGCAAGUAUGUGAAUGUGGACGAGUACAUGCGCGUCAAGGGCGUCGAGAACGUCUGGGCGUGCGGGGAUAUCAUUUCGUUUCCGAGGGUGGGCUUCAUGCUCACGGAUAAGCAGGCCGCCGGCGUCGUCAAGAACAUUGAACUCACAAUCAAAGGCAAAGACCAAGCCGUUGUAAAAGGCAUGCCCAUCGACGUCUACGUCUGUGCCACGGGUCGCAGCCGCGGCGCGGGCCGCAUCGGCUGGGUCAAGGCCCCGUCUCUGAUGAUUUGGGCCGUCAAGAGCCGGAACCUGGGGAUGCCCAUGGCCGUGCCGUAUGCCAACGGUGGCCAAUGGUAAGCUGGUGAGCCAGAAUCAGAGGCAGAGAAGGCACGGCUUCGGUGUUUGAUAGCAGGACACAAUUUGGUGUUUUCUUUUUGUUAUUCAUGUAAUUACACUUAUACGAUUCUAC